GAUGCACAGUGAAGCUGGUCCAGCGGCAGGAGAAGAAGAGUCAGAGCAGAUCAUCCAUCUUCUGAGAAAACAUCAACAUCUGACCAGCGGCGCAAAGAACCACAAACAUCGGCAUCAUGGGAGCUGUUCUGGGCCUGUGCUCCAUGGCCAGCUGGAUUCCCUGCCUGUGCGGCAGCGCCCCCUGCCUGCUGUGCCGCUGCUGCCCCAGUGGGAAUAACUCCACGGUGACUCGCCUCAUCUACGCCUUCUUCCUGCUGCUGGGGGUCGGCGUGGCCUGCAUCAUGCUGAUGCCCGGCAUGGAGGAGCAGCUGAAGAAGAUUCCAGGUUUCUGUGAGGGAGGUCGGGGUUCCUCUAUUCCUGGUGUGGAGGGUCACGUGAACUGUGAUGUUCUGGUCGGCUACAAGGCCGUGUACCGCAUCUGUUUCGGCAUGGCCAUGUUCUUCCUGCUCUUCUCUCUGCUGAUGAUCAAAGUGAAGAGCAGCCAGGAUCCUCGGGCUUCUCUCCACAACGGGUUUUGGUUCUUCAAGUUUGCUGCAGCUGCUGCCAUCACUAUCGGAUCCUUUUUCAUCUCAGAGGGUCCCUUCACUACCGUCUGGUUCUACGUGGGUAUGGCUGGAGCCUUCUGCUUCAUCCUCAUCCAACUGGUUCUUCUCAUUGACUUCGCCCACUCCUGGAACGAGUCCUGGGUGGAGAAGAUGGAGGAGGGGAACUCUCGCUGCUGGUAUGCAGCUCUCCUGUCCGUCACUGCUCUGAACUACCUGCUGUCUCUGGUGUCUCUGGUCAUGUUCUACAUCUACUACACCCACUCGGAUGGAUGCACUGAGAACAAAGUCUUCAUCAGCAUCAACAUGCUCCUCUGCAUCGCUGCCUCGGUCAUGUCCAUCCUGCCGCACAUCCAGGAGUCCCAGCCUCGGUCCGGCCUGCUGCAGUCCUCCCUGGUCACCCUGUACACCAUGUACCUGACUUGGUCUGCUAUGACCAAUGAGCCUGACAGGAAGUGUAACCCGAGCCUUCUGGGUAUCAUCGGGCUGAACAGCACCAGCCCGGUGGGUCAGGACCAUGUGGUUCAGUGGUGGGAUGCCCAGGGGAUUGUGGGAUUGAUCCUGUUCCUCAUGUGUGUGCUGUACUCCAGCAUUCGUAAUUCAUCCAACGCCCAGGUGAACAAGCUGACUCUGACCAGUGACGAAUCGGCUCUGAUCGAAGACGGGCCUCAGAGCGACGCCUUCGAGGAGGGCAGCGGCGUCAACCGAGCCGUGGACAACGAGAAAGACGGCGUCACCUAUUCCUACUCCUUCUUCCACUUCAUGCUGUUCCUGGCUUCACUCUACAUCAUGAUGACCCUCACCAACUGGUACAGCCCUGACUCUAACUACGAGGCCAUGACCAGUAAGUGGCCGUCUGUGUGGGUGAAGAUCUCGUCCAGCUGGAUCUGCAUCGCCCUCUAUGUGUGGACGCUGGUGGCCCCGCUGGUCCUGGUCAACAGAGACUUUGACUGAAGCCAGCGAGCCUCUGCUGUCCUCAUCUCUGCUUCACCAGUGUUUCAGUAGACAGUAGUUCAGCUGGAGGAAGGCUGCAUUCAGACCUGCUCUGAGGGAUCUGAGGGGGUUUAGAUGUUCCACAGCUCUGACUGCAGCCCGUCUCUCCUCCUCUAAUGUCAUUGUGAAUCCUCAGCAGCCUGUGUUUGUGGUUCCCCGUGCUGUUGCUGUUGUGUAUAUAUUUCCAGUUAACUAGUGGAUGAUUUUCUCUUUCUGCAUGCUUGACUUUAACAGUAGCUGUAUGUGAAGCUUUCUGAGGACGAUGACGGCUGUGAUGGCAGCAUUUAAAGCUCUGUUCUGUGGUAUUACGUAUGGAGAUGCUGUUACGUGUAAAAUAAGGGAGAAACUUGUGCAUCAGCAGACUGCAGCUGAGCACUGAGCAGAGAGCUUUAGUUUAUCUCCAACUCCUGCAGCUUGCACUGACACAACAAAGACAUUCCUGUUUUUGUUGCUUCUAAUUUGAACUUUGACCGUAAAUGUAAAAAGUGACUUGAUAAGUUAUUUGAUAGUGUUUAGUAUUAGCAUGUAUUAGCACAGGUAGUUUGGCUCUCCAUGUGUUUGUCUCUCCUCUGCUUUCAUGUUUAUUUUCUCUUAACAGUGGACUGCAACUCGUUUAAUAAAACAAGAGGAAAAAGAA
Molecule: messenger RNA, 2172 nt
Organism: Acanthochromis polyacanthus (spiny chromis)
Lineage: Eukaryota; Metazoa; Chordata; Actinopteri; Pomacentridae
Gene: serinc1
Product: serine incorporator 1
Exons: 10
Coding region: 117-1496 (459 amino acids)
Cellular component (GO): membrane
Source: RefSeq, a predicted model, not a curated record